This is a messenger RNA of Vombatus ursinus (common wombat), 1569 nucleotides long. RefSeq names its product lin-7 homolog A, crumbs cell polarity complex component (gene LIN7A). The record is from RefSeq and is a predicted model, not a curated record. Gene Ontology annotation, biological process: protein localization to basolateral plasma membrane; neurotransmitter secretion; maintenance of epithelial cell apical/basal polarity. Lineage: Eukaryota; Metazoa; Chordata; Mammalia; Diprotodontia; Vombatidae. The transcript is spliced from 6 exons. Gene Ontology annotation, molecular function: L27 domain binding. Gene Ontology annotation, cellular component: basolateral plasma membrane; MPP7-DLG1-LIN7 complex; synapse. Bases 25 to 690 code for a protein of 221 amino acids.
GUCAUUUGAGCUCCCACCGCAGACAUGGCGACGUUGACAGUGGUCCAGCCGCUCACACUGGACAGAGAUGUUGCAAGAGCAAUUGAGUUAUUGGAGAAACUACAAGAAUCUGGAGAGAUACCCGUCCAAAAGCUCCAGUCCCUCAAAAAAGUUCUGCAGAGUGAGUUUUGUACAGCUAUUCGCGAGGUAUAUCAAUAUAUGCACGAAACCAUAACGGUGAACGGCUGCCCGGAGUUCCGUGCCAGGGCCACUGCAAAGGCAACAGUCGCAGCUUUUGCAGCUAGUGAAGGUCAUUCCCAUCCUCGAGUAGUGGAACUACCCAAGACUGAUGAGGGCCUUGGCUUUAAUGUGAUGGGAGGAAAGGAACAAAACUCCCCCAUUUAUAUCUCUCGCAUCAUUCCCGGAGGGGUGGCUGAAAGACACGGAGGCCUCAAAAGGGGAGACCAGCUGCUGUCAGUGAACGGAGUGAGUGUGGAAGGGGAACAUCACGAGAAGGCUGUGGAGCUACUCAAGGCCGCUAAGGAAAGUGUCAAGUUGGUGGUCCGAUACACACCCAAAGUGCUGGAAGAGAUGGAGGCCCGCUUUGAAAAGCUCCGGACUGCCCGGCGCCGGCAGCAACAGCAGCUGCUGAUUCAGCAGCAGCAGCAGCAGCAGCAGCAGCAGCAGACACAGCAAAACCACAUGUCCUAGGUCAUUGAGAGGAAAACACUUGGACCGGUGGUCUGGCCAUCAUGUAGAGUUGGAGCUGUGCUUCAGGGUUACAGCAUCUGAUGAAAGUCAAAGAGAGCACCAAUAAUCAUGCCUGUCAAGAAAGAAGCUACGAGCAAGUGGUGUCAAUUCUUUACCAAGGCAACUAUAUACCUUCUUUCUCUGGGCCUGACCCCCUGCCAAUCAUGUGCACUUUACACGUUCAGCCCUUCCAUUGAUAGCCCUGGGAGUUCUCUAUGUGUAAAAAUGAAGGCUUCUCCACAUGCUGCUGGGUCCAUCUGCAGACUUUUACACUCUAAGGAGAAAAAAAAAGUCUGUGGCUUUUAAAUACCUUCUUAGGGUCAGGGAUGGAGUGAGUCUUUGGCUUCAAGCUUUUCCAGAGAUUAACACACCCCUUAUUAGUCUAUAGAUCAAACUGCAUCAGUUCAAGGAUUUUGCCACUUAAGACAAACCCUUCUCAUCGACAUUAACAUCCUCAUGCCCUAUACUAUAUACAUAUUGCAGAGUUGUUUGAAUUGGACUUCCAGUUUAUAACAAAUGCAAAACUUUUUUUCUGAAAAAAAAAUAGCAAGUUAUUCUACUAUAUUUAUACUGUAUUCAGGUUGUAGAAGCAAUUGGCUUUUUACUCUUGGUGUUUCCAUGAAUUUUAUUAUGCAUUAAUUAAUAGAAUGGGGCAAUUUUAGGUCACCUUUUGCUUUCUUAGCAGCAAGGGUAGAGAACUCUAGUACUGUAUUUUUAAAAUUAGGUAUUGCUUGUAACUACUAUUCUGAGAUCUAACUGAAUAUAAUGUAUAUUUAAUUCCAUAAGAUAUAUAUUGUCAGAUUGUAUUUGUUACAGAUUUAUGGUCUUUUCUUACUAUGU